CAGACGGUGAGAGAGAGACUGACGGAGAGAGAGAGAGAGACAGACGGAGAGAGAGAGAGAGAGACAGAGACUUACAGAGAAAGACACAGAGACAGACAGUCAGUCAGACAUGAGUGUGUACAGUGAGGAUGUCAGAGACGAGUUGGAGAGUUUGGGGUGGUACCACUAUGACCUGUCCCGCCAUGCCUCAGAGGCCCUGCUCCUGUCCAACGGUAGAGAUGGAAGUUAUCUCCUACGAAGCAGUAAUGAAGGAGCUGAUUGCUUCGCCUUGUCUGUCAGAGCAAAGGAUUCAGUCAAACAUUUUCAUGUGACCCGCAAAGGCAAAAGUUACAGCUUUGGAUUUAACGAGUUUAAAACCCUCCAAGACUUUGUCAACCACUUUGCCAACCAGCCUCUACUGGGCAGCGACACGGGAACUCUCAUUGUGUUGAAAUGUCCGUAUCCAUGGCGGGUAGAGGAACCAUCAAUCUAUGAGUCAGUGCGAGUCCACACUGCCAUACAGACGGGGAGAACAGAAACUGAUCUGGUGGCUAACGCACCAUCGUUGGGGACAAAGGAAGGAUAUCUGGUGAAACAAGGAGCAAUAGUGAAGAACUGGAAACAGCGCUGGUUCACUCUCAACAGAUACGAACUGAAAUACUUCAAGGACAAAACGUGUGAUGAGCCGCUUCGUACCCUGGAUCUGAGAGAGUGUUCUGCAGUCCAGUUUGACUACUCUCAGGACAGAGUCAACUGUUUCUGCCUGGUGUUUCCAGAGAGGACAUUUUAUCUUUGUGCAAAGACAGGAGUGGAGGCCGAUGAGUGGAUCAAGAUCCUUCAGUGGAAACUGUCACAGGUCAGAAAAGGUCGAUGAUGGUGGCAGUGGUCGGAGUCAGAAGAAGAAAUAGAAGACGUCGGCCUCAUGGACAGAAAAUGACCUUCAUGUCCUGGACUCAAGUGCUCUGAUGCAUCAGGUGAUCUUCAACACCUGCUGUGCCCCCCCCACCGCCAGGUGAAAAGACGGUGAUGGCGACCGAAACAUGGACAAAUUCUUUUCUCCGUUUGCACAUCAGCUUCUUGUUGUAAGACUGCCACCACCUGGCCACUUGCGGCUCUGCACAGAUUAUUUUUCUUCUUUUGUAGAUUUGUCACAAAUAAAGUAUGUUGGAUUUACUUU
Molecule: messenger RNA, 1156 nt
Organism: Thalassophryne amazonica
Lineage: Eukaryota; Metazoa; Chordata; Actinopteri; Batrachoidiformes; Batrachoididae
Gene: dapp1
Product: dual adaptor of phosphotyrosine and 3-phosphoinositides
Exons: 9
Coding region: 110-853 (247 amino acids)
Source: RefSeq, a predicted model, not a curated record